AUGGAACAAGUAAAGCUCCGGGCAUUUCAACGCGAUAUUCUAGAGUUAGCACGUGGAAAGAAUGUAGUUAUGGUUGGUGAUACAGGAAUUGGCAAGACAUUUCUUGCGAUCGCAUUACUAAGUGAACAGGAUUAUUCCGGGGCAAAACGUGCAUUCUUUAUGGCCCCUACACGUCAAUUAGUGCUUCAAAUUACAGCCAAAAUUCGUCAAACAAGUACGUUACACGUGAAUGCGUAUUAUGGCAGUACUGCAGAUCUAUGGAAUGCUGCCCAAUGGGAGCGUGAACUAAAAGUCACACGUGUAUUUGUGUGUACACCUGAGAUCGUACGCAAUAUACUACUUAAGGGCUACGUAUCACUGAGCCGUAUGAAUCUACUCGUCUUUGAUGAAUGUCAUCACGUGACAAAGCGUCAUCCAUACGCACAAGUUAUAAAGAUGUUUGAUCAUGAAGAUCUGACGACAAUGCCACGAAUUUUUGGCACAACAGCGUGUCCAACACGUCACUGUGCGGAAAAACUUCAUGCAGAGAUGAAGAAAGUGGAGUUGGAUGAAACGCAAAUUGCAGAAUUUGCAGCGGCAGCACCGAUCGUGUACGAAACGUACUCGUUACAGAAUCCAUGGGAAAUUAAGGGACAGGAGGACACUGGUAACGAGGAUGGAGAUGGGGUAUGGGUUUUUACGAAUAUGGAAAAAGAGUUGGCAGAUGUAAAAGCAGUUGAAGUACUUGAAAAACUCUUGAAAAAAGGAAAGAGUGAUGCAGCGACGGACCCUGCCAAAUUGGAGAAAGCGAGAAAGAGGUUUAUGCAAAAUUGCAUUACCAUUUACAAGAAUCUGGGUCCAUGGUGCUACUACCGCUUUGCGGAGCUAGAGAUUCAUCGACUCGCGAUUGCUGCGUCGUUGCUUAUUACAGUACCCGGAAGUAUGUUUGGAUUAGAUAGAGAUGCAGUCAAAACGAUGCUAUUACUGACUGCAAAGCGUGAGCACUGCGAAUUUGCGUGCACAGCAAAAGUCAGUAAGGUUGAAGAAAUUGUGCGUGCGCAAUUGUUUGACGUAGAAGCCGAAGUUGAGGAGAUAGCUGGCGCUGAGCUGACUAACAGCGACGUCAGCGACAGCGAUAAUGAAGCUGGCGAUGGUUUCAUUCCAAGUAGCUCCAUUCCAGCGGGCGAAGACCUAAAAGAAGCUCAAGAUGGUCAGCGCCAUCCUCUUGGCCUUCAAGGCAUCGUCUUUGUGGACACACGAAUGGAAUGUCGUGUGCUGUCGGACUUUUUUAAUGAAAAGUUUGCGCCAUUGGCUGUAGAUGGUGAUGGACCUGAUGAAGAGGUAUUUGUAGAGUCAAACAGCCAGCUCUCGGAUGAGGCAACGGUGGACUUACCUUUUGCAAGCAUUCUGGGGCAAGCAUCGCGUAGUGACACGGCCUCCUUUCUUCUACCUAAGAUGGAAACAAUCCUAAAAAAGUUUGAGUCGGGAUUGAUUCGUGUGUUAAUCUCCACGGCUGUCUCAGUGGAAGGAGUUGACUUUCCUCAGUGCGGGCUGAUUGUUGUAAUGGAUCGCGUUGGAACUGCUCGUAUGUUGAUGCAGUUAAAGGGACGUGCACGUCACGAUGAUGGUAUCAUUUACUAUUUGGCGGAAGAAGGAGAUUUAGCUCACGAAAUCCACUACAAACAGUUGGUCCGUGAUGCCGAGGUAAUUAAUCAACUUGAGUUCUCUAGAGAAAAAAUCGAAACUGUUCAGCAACAGCCGCGAUCUAUCGCAGCACGACUGAUGGGUGCCGGUGAGCAGAAGAUUGAGAUUGAAUCCACUGGCGCUGUCUUGGAUCUGGACAGCAGUAUUGCUUGCAUUAAUCAGUUCUGUCAGUCUCUGCCGAAUAAGUUGUAUACUGUAAACCCAAAGCAGAUGUAUUCAAUUUCAGAAGCUCGCUACGGUGGAAAAUGCAUGUACACAGCGGAGCUUAACCUCCCCGUUGAACUCGAGCUGGAAGCGUUCCGCAAAACUGCUGGAGCAACAAUUGAUUGA
Messenger RNA from Peronospora belbahrii, 2013 nucleotides. Lineage: Eukaryota; Oomycota; Peronosporomycetes; Peronosporales; Peronosporaceae. The record is from the annotation of a GenBank genome assembly.